Messenger RNA from Sciurus carolinensis (gray squirrel), 1719 nucleotides. It is a transcript of the gene Gc, whose product is annotated as GC vitamin D binding protein. Gene Ontology annotation, biological process: vitamin transport. Gene Ontology annotation, molecular function: vitamin D binding; vitamin transmembrane transporter activity. The record is from RefSeq and is a predicted model, not a curated record. The coding region runs from base 96 to 1544 and encodes 482 amino acids. The transcript has 13 exons. Gene Ontology annotation, cellular component: cytoplasm; blood microparticle. Lineage: Eukaryota; Metazoa; Chordata; Mammalia; Rodentia; Sciuridae.
GGAGUCUUAGUAAAGGGAACAGGUAACUUCUGGUUAUCAUCUUUCACAUAGCAACCUACCAGUGAUAGGUGCUCCAGUACAUCCGGGGGGCAAGAAUGAAGAGAAUCUUGGUUUUCCUGCUUGCUGUAGCGUUUGGACAUGGCCUUGAAAGAGGCCGAGAUUAUGAAAAGGAUAAAGUCUGCAAGGAACUGGCUGCUCUGGGAAAAGAUGACUUCAGAUCCCUGUCACUAGUUCUAUAUAGCAGAAAAUUUUCCAGUGGCACAUUUGAACAGGUCAGCCAGCUGGUGAAAGAAGUCGUCUCCUUGACUGAAGACUGUUGUGCGGAGGGGGCUGACCCUGAUUGCUACGACACUAGGACCUCAGCACUAUCUACCAAAUCCUGUGAAAGUGACUCUCCAUUCCCAGCGCACCCAGGAACUCCUGAAUGCUGUACCAAAGAAGGUCUUGAGCGGAAGCUCUGUAUGGCUGCCCUGAAUCACCAGCCACAGGAAUUUCCUACCUAUGUGGAGCCAACAAAUGAUGAAAUCUGUGAAGCAUUCAGAAAAGAUCCAAAGGGAUUUGCUGACCAGUUUUUGUAUGAAUAUUCCAGUAAUUAUGGACAAGCUCCUCUGCCACUUUUAGUUGGGUACACCAAGAGUUAUCUCUCUAUGGUAGGAUCUUGCUGUACCUCUGCAAGGCCAACAGUAUGCUUUUUGAAAGAGAGACUUCAGAUGAAACAUUUAUCUCUUCUUACCACUAUGUCAAAUAGAGUCUGUUCACAAUAUGCUGCUUAUGGAAAGGAGAAAUCAAGGCUCAGCCAUCUCAUAAAAUUAGCCCAGAAAGUGCCUACUGCUGAUCUGGAGGAUGUUUUGCCACUGGUUGAAGAUGUUACUAAAAUCCUCUCCAAAUGCUGCGAGUCUACUUCUGAGGAUUGCAUGGCCAAAGAGCUGCCUGAACACACAGUAAAAAUAUGUGACAACUUAUCCAUGAAGAAUUCUAAGUUUGAAGAGUGUUGUCAAGAGAAAACACCCAUGGACAUUUUUAUGUGCACUUACUUCAUGCCGGCUGCCCAACCACCCCAACUGCCAGAUGUUGAGUUACCCACAAAUAAAGAUGUGUGUGAUCCUAAAAACACCAAAGUCAUGGCUCAGUAUACAUUUGAACUAAGUAGAAGGACACACAUUCCAGAAGUAUUCCUCAGCAAAAUACUUGAGAUAACCCUGAAAAGUCUUAGUGAAUGCUGUGACUCUCAAGACUCUACUUCCUGCUUUAAGUCUGAGGGCAAUCUACUGAAGAGGAAACUCUCUCUUUUCAUUGAAAGGGGACAAGAAUUGUGUGCCGAUUAUUCUGAAAACACAUUUACUGAGUACAAGAAAAAACUGGCAGAGCGACUAAGAGCAAAAGCACCUGAAGCCACACCCACAGAGCUGGCAGGGCUGGUUGACAAGCAUUCAGACUUUGCCUCCAAGUGCUGUUCCAUAAAUUCACCUCCUCUCUACUGUGACGCACAGAUUGAUGCUGAAAUGAAAGAUAUACUGCAGGCUGACGUGUUUAUCUCAUCUUAGACCUAGAGCUGGAACCAUCCUGGGUGAUAACCUCUGAUGGCCAAACCUAAGCAAACCACCAAGCUCCCAGGAAGAACACGAGGAUACUGCUUUAUCCAACCAUAGUGUCUUCAUACAAAUGAUGAACAUGAUGAUUUGCUAUCAGAAUAAAUUCAAAUAUAAUGCAAACCAAAAA